Molecule: messenger RNA, 2204 nt
Organism: Syngnathus typhle (broad-nosed pipefish)
Lineage: Eukaryota; Metazoa; Chordata; Actinopteri; Syngnathiformes; Syngnathidae
Product: upstream stimulatory factor 2-like
Exons: 9
Coding region: 1-570 (189 amino acids)
Biological process (GO): regulation of transcription by RNA polymerase II
Molecular function (GO): RNA polymerase II cis-regulatory region sequence-specific DNA binding; DNA-binding transcription factor activity, RNA polymerase II-specific
Source: RefSeq, a predicted model, not a curated record
AUGGUCAACACGAUACAUCACGACAAACAGGAACCCGACGACAUUGAGCAGUUACAGGAAGAAGGGGAAGUAGAGGAUCAGUCAGCUGGGACCAUUUCUGCUGUCCAACAGGCUGCGUUCUCUGACCACAAUGUCCAGUACCAGUUUUGCACAGACAAUAAUGGCGGUCAGGUGACAGACGACAACAUUGAUCCAUCCUCCGACGCCACUGCUGCUGUUAGCGUCGUCUCCGCCGCAGCAUUUGCAGGAGCACCUCAGGCUGUGAUCCAGAACCCUUUCAGUAACGUGGGCAGUCCUGUCGGGGAGACGGUAGCAGGAGAGACACGUUUUGCCUACUUUCCCGCCGCCGCUGUCACCGACGGGAGAGCCACAGCAGUGUCGGUGCAAACGACCUCUGAACCCACAAUCACACAGGGGGCAGGUCAGUUCUACGUAAUGAUGACCCCUCUUGAUGUGCUGCGGUCCGCAACUCAACGGAGCAUCGCACCGCGCACACACACUUACCCAGGGGUGGUGCUCACUCUAACUUAUUUUGCAAGAACCACACAGGAGACAAGCAAGUCCUUUUAGACACCUGCAAGUGGAGAGUCCAUUCAUAGCUGUGCUUACAGCGAUGGUCGAAUGGAAGUCUGACUCUGGCCUCAUCAGGACCAUCUGAAUGCUGAGUGUGCGGACUCUUUUUGGCAUCGGCUUUCUGGUGACCUCACGGGCCGCAGCAGUUUUUGCUCAAACAGGGAAAUGCCCACUUUCACCUUCAGCUAACAACCACCAGAAGAACUGUCACAGUAGCAGACAAUCUUCCAUCAUGGCCCAGAGCAUCAAGUACCUUGGACAAGAGGAAGCCCAGCGCAUUGAUGAGGAGCUCUUCAGUGAGUACGGCUUCAGUGUGGACCAGCUGAUGGAGCUCGCAGGGCUCAGUUGUGGUACCACCAUCACAAGAGUGAACCACACUGUCCUUCCAGAAUGAUCAUAAUGUGAAUCUAAGCAUCUUCUGCUAUUCCUCCCCCGGUUGGGGAGCGUCGGAAGCGGUGUGCGAGGAGGCUGAACCCAACUCAGCUCGCCCGGCCGUGCCUUCCAUUCUUCUGGCGAAUAUUCGAUCGCUGGACAACAACAUGGUUGACAUUCGCCUGCUGAGAUCUACGAACCGGACAGUGCGUAACUGCUGUGUGCUCGUGUUCACUGGGACUUGGUUGACCGUCGACAUUCCGGACUCUGCUGUACAUCUGGAGCGGCUAGCGGGCGGACCGGGCCAUUGUACGAGGGGGAACAUCGCGAGAAGGUGGAAUGCGCGUCUACAUCCGUGACGAAUGGUGCCGGGACUCUGUAGUGGGAUGCAAGCACUGCUCGCCACUGGCGGAGUUUGUGAUCUCCAGGCUGUUGGGGUCCUGAACUCCUUCCCCUUCUGAGUGGCGUCCUGUUAGAGUUAGGGUUAGGGUGUGAAAGGGACUCCAGUCGGAUCCGGGUCUGCUGGAGCUCCUCGUGUGCCGUGCAGCUGAAAUUGAUCUCAACAGGUUAGUCUUUACUGGAAAAUGUGUAAAACUUGUAAGAUGUGCGAUGUUCCACUGUGACACAUCCACUGACCUCAUCUCCUUUAUUGCUGAGUCGGACAUAUUUGCCGUCCUGCUCCGCCUCAUCCACGGUGACCUGCCCGCUAGCAGAGGCCUGCUGGGUGAUGGGAGUACGAGUCACAGCGCUUCCGGCGAAGCUCGAAGCCUCGCUGUCCGUGUCGUUGGGACGCUUCCUCUUCCCGCUGGCCGACGUGGUCGAGCGUACCGUGCGGACAAACGUGGAGACAUUAAUUGCUAUGAGAGGAAAAGUUGUGGUAUGUUUGUAAGCCACACACACCUCUCCUCCUCGCUGUCAAGCACCUACCUGUAGGCAAUUAUCUCCAUAUCCAGCGCUAGCUUGACAUCCAUUAGCUCCUGAUACUCAUCCAGCUCCUGUAGGCACUUAUCUCCAGAUCCAACGCUAGCUUGAAAUCCAUUAGCGCCUGAUACUUAUCCAGCUUCUGCUCUAACCGCUCCCUCAUGUCGACCAUUUCUCGGUCUUUCUCCCCGAAGAGGUCUCUCUUUGGAGACAGAGCCUCCUCCAGAUCUUUCACUUUUGCAUCACGGGCUGCAAGCUGGUGUCAACACAGACUUUUUAAACUUUUGCAGCUGAGACAGAUUCUAAGGUCAAAAUGAAAAAUGGUUACCUCUUUUUGA